Messenger RNA from Erinaceus europaeus (western European hedgehog), 7279 nucleotides. It is a transcript of the gene TMEM72, whose product is annotated as transmembrane protein 72. Bases 651 to 1478 code for a protein of 275 amino acids. NCBI's taxonomy places the organism in Eukaryota, Metazoa, Chordata, Mammalia, Eulipotyphla, Erinaceidae. The record is from RefSeq and is a predicted model, not a curated record. The transcript has 5 exons.
GUGUGGGCUUGAGAGAAAUAUGCCUGGUCUGAGUCUAAAUGUGCUGCAGACUUAAAAGCUUUCUGUACACAGAAUAGAUGCUGGGAACUCCUUUCAAAAGUUGCUUCUGCUAAUGAUUUAAAGCUACAUCCCUCUCUGUCAUCACACAGACAUGGACCUGUAUGGACAGAAAAUCUCUGGAUGCUGACUCUUCUGAAUUAGUACAGACUUGAGGUCCAAGUGUGACUUCCCUGGAGCAGCCUGAUUGGAAGGAAAGGCCUGGACUGGCUCCUCACCUCGCUCCUCCCAGCCAGAAAUGGUUAAUUGCCAGCUCCAGGCUUCUUCCAGCCCAGCCCUAAUCGGCCUGAUCGCAGGAAGCAGCAGCUCCAGGCCCGCCCAGGUGGUGGAGUGCCGGGGGCAUUCUGCCAAGGUAAUGAUUAAGCUGAGUGCCUGGCAAGGGCAUUAGGCAGCAGAGCUGAGAAGGUGAGUCCUGUUCACACCUUGACCAGGCUAUGGUGGCUAGGGCUGGUUAGAAGCUAGGGCCCCAAGGAGCGGGCACCAGUAACUGGCAGCCCCAGCCUCCUGCUAUACACAGGCGUCUGGGAGCAUCGCAGGCCAGAGGAGCCUCUGCUGCCUGCCUCCCUGGGGACCCUGCCCUCGUCCCCAGCACCAUGAAACUGCAGGUGUUCUGGACCGGACUGGAGUAUACCUGCCGGCUCCUAGGCAUUGCCACUGCAGCAGUGUUGAUCGGCGUGGGGACUGAGACAUAUCUCCAGGGGCAGUUCAAAAGCCUGGCUUUCUAUCUGCUGUUUAUAGGAGUCGCCGUCUCCAUGUGUGAAGGAGCCUACUUUGUGGCUCACCUGUUGACCUUUUGCUUCCAGUGUCAGCCAGGUUCUCUGGUCCACAGAGCAAAGGAAAGGGCUCAAUGGCUGGGCUGUUUCCAGAAGUUCCUGGCCUACAUGCUGCUGUCUGUGGCCUGCUUCCUCCAUCCUGUCCUGGUCUGGCACGUGACCAUCCCAGGCUCUAUGCUCAUCAUCACAGGCCUGGCCUACUUCCUGCUAAGCAAACGGAAGAAAAGCAAGGCUGCCCCAGAGGCUUUGGAUCCCUCAGAACAGUACACUGAUCCUUCCAGCAGUGCCGUGAGCACCACUGGCUCUGGGGACACUGAGCAAACCUACACCUUCAAUGGGGCCCUCAGGGAGGGCCCAAGUUCUCUCUUUACCCACAUGAAGAGCAUCCUGAAGAGGAACAAGAAGCCCAGUGCCCUCCAACAUCCAGACACCCUGACUGAACUGGCUCUGCAGCCAGCAGAUGUACUGGCCAAGAAGAAACAGGUGCACUUCGAAGACAGAGUGGUCAGAAUUGUCCCAUCCCUCAUCGAAGGCCUAGAUGAUGACGACAGUGAGCCAGAGGAGACCACCUCUGACACCACCCCCAUCAUUCCUCCUCCCCCAACUCCACUCUUUCUGUCUUCUCUCGCAGGCACUGGCCUCUUUUGAGUGGCUUAUUCCAGCAUUGAGACUCCACAGAUCAGAGGAAAUUGCUGAGUUUUUUGAUGUGCCAGGGCUUUCCAUGAGCCUCUUAUGUCAAGUUUUCAAAGGGGUAGGUGGGGGCUCUACAUCAAGUGAUGUGACAGUUCUCACAAAGGCUUUGGAGAGCAGUACAAGUGAUGUUCACACCAUCUUAAAACCAGCAUAGGUUCCUCUUUCCUGGACCCUGAGUGAGGAAUUCAUUGCACCUUCCCCCAGCAAGACUAUGAUCCCCCACUUUGCACAAGGCUGCCUCAAUCCAAAGAUUUCUCUUGCCCCAGAAGUAAGGCCCAGCUGUCAGUAAGGACUCUGUUUGGUCCAUUUCAUCUCUGAAAUAUUCCAGCCUUGAAGGCUCAGGAAUGAAUUAACUUGAUCGUUAAGUGGGGGAGGAGGGCUCAAAAUGAACAUGGAUCCUAAGCCCUAGCAAAGCUUGCUCAGGAUGGACUGGCAAGAUAAAGUUGUACUCCCUCACUGGUUGGGGUGGGGUAGCACUCAGCAGUGGGCCACAUUCUCUGCAUAUUCUGAGGCUGGCAUUAGGCAGCAGGAAUCAGAGCCACUCAGGGAACAAUACCACUCUGUGCUCCCUGCAGGGGAAGCCAGCCUAGAUGGGCAAUGAUGCUCAUUCCAGAAGCACUGCUGAGACGCCCUGCAUCCCCAACAUAUGGCCUUUUUCAGGAUUCCAAGUCAAUGACCUAAGCUUAAAAUCCUGAAAGCGACAACAAUCUUAAGGGUCAAUGACAUUACAAAGGACACAGUGCCUACUGUGUGCAAGGACCUCAGAGACUGUGCCCUGGGGACUCACAGCACAGACAAGUGAUUCUGUCACAUGUAGGUGCCUGGGAGCAGAAGCAGUGACAAACAUGUUUGUCCAAAAUGAAAAGAGAGAGAGUGGGAGGAGGUAGAGUGAAGGGAUGGGUACAUUAGCUCUCUCUCAAGGGAGUGUGCACAUGUGACAGUUGACCCAGAAUGAACCAAGAAGUUUGAAUCAGACAUUCCUUAGUUAAGGGAUUUUUUUUUUUUAAAUCAGAUCACUACUCAGCUCUGGCUUAUGGUGAUACAGGGGAUUGAAUUUAGUUAAUGAAUUUGUAACACAGUUUUUGUUUCAAAUAAGGAGGACCAAGAUGUCUAUGGGUCUUUGACUCAUAGAGCUGUUGUAAGGAAGAGCAGACAAUCUCAGUUGAUGAGAGACUUUUUACAAGAAAUAGUUGCAUUGCUUCCCAGUCAGUGCGUUUGAAAACACCAGGGUUCUAUGGAGCAAGCGACACAUCCACCACUCCUGAUAGUCACGUUUUUUAAUUUUUUCUUUUACUUUCUUUCUUUUUUCUUUUCUUUCUUUCUUUCUUUCUUUUUCUUUUUCUUUUUUUUUUUUUUUUUUUUUUGCAUUUCUUUGAUAGGACAGAGAAAAAUUGAGAAAGGAAAGAGAAAAAGACAGGCAUCUGGAGCACUGCUUCCACUACUUGUGAAGCUUCCCCAGGUGGAGACUGGAGGCUUGAACCCAGAUAUUGCACAUGUUGACAUGAGCAAUCAACUGGGUAUGCCACUGCUCACUGCCUAGUCUUCAAGAAGCAUAUGCUUUAAAGUAUGGUGUAGGAGUAUACAAGUGUAUUGUUUUUUCCCAUGGCUACUUUUCCAAUAUCCCCUACUGGAAGAACAGCCUAUCAGAAGCUAGAUCAUUUUAGUUCCUCAAUGUGAUAGACAUUCAAAGUAAGCAGACAUCCUCCUACAAUACUCCAGUUCUUAAAAACAAAUGAGAAACACAUAUAAGCACAUUUUCAUAAACUUUUCAUGGUUGAAAUGAUUUUUCAUUUUCCAUACAGGAAGGGCCACAGAGUCUGAUAUUCUACAACUGUAGAGAGAAAGUAAUAAUAGGAAAUGUGGAGUAAGUGGGGAUUCUACCCAAUACUAAGUGAAUCAGAUGUCCUGGAAUGGCCCCUGUGCACAGAAAGAGCAUUAAAGUGGAGGGACCAAGGAUUCUGUGCUUGUCCUGUCAAGAAGGCAGAUAUGACAGAAAUAGAUAUCCUCACUUACUGGAGCAAACAGCUGGUGGAUGCCAACAUCUAAAGAAGCAAACUUAAAAGUGCAAAGUCAGAGCUCUCAGGCUCUACUGAAUAAGCACUUUUGUAGAACCAAGUGCUGGAACAUUGUUUGAGAUGUGGUUUUAUUUGUUUGUCUGUUUCCUUUUCCAUCAUGGUUAUCACUGGGGCUCAGUUCCAGCACUACAAAUCCACCAUUUCCAAUAGCGAUUUUUUCUUUCUUCUUUUUUCUUUUAUUUGCUAAGACAGUGAGAAAUUGAAAAGGGAGGAGUGAUAAAGAGGGAGAGAGCAAGAUGUGUUUCACAGCUCAUGAAGGAUCCCGCCCUGCUGGUGGGGAGCGGGGGCUUGAGCCCGGUUCCUUGCUCAUGGUAAAAUGGGGAUGUGUCUUAAGGUUGAGUUGCACCUGAAGCUCCAGAUGAUAAACAAUGUGCCAAUGUUACCAAGAUAUCUAGACUUCCUGGUUGCUUCUUCACUUUAUCAGUAACAGGAGAGUCUGCUGGGUAAGAACCACUGGAGACUGUGAUGAUUAUGAUCUUAUCUGGGGGAGCAAAGUAAAACUAUCAAAUGCUCUCAUUGCUGGAAGAAAGUGGGAUAGAUCAUUAGAUAAGAGUCUUCAGCUAUGUCAGCAGACCAGGCAAGAAAGCAGUGCCUCUUCAUAAGCAAAUGAAUACCAUGGUAUCUCUACAUGAUUUUCAGCCUGAAACAUUCUACAAUCACAUCACUGUGCUUAGCUUUUCCUGCAGAGCUGCUACUGUAGUCUUUAUCAUUGUUGAAAAACAAAGACUGGACAGUCUGAUUCUCUUGUACCCUGUCUGAGUUAAAACAAACAAACACAAAACUAAGUAUUUUUUUUAAGUGUUGCCUGGAGAAAUUAAAAAACAGAAAGGGAAUAAGACUUGGGGUUAUUUGUACAACUGACAUGCUGAUUGAUGUUGGCCACUCUUCACCACCACUCUCGUCGCGCGUUCUCCUAUUAAAUGGAAAGAACAGUAAUUCCAGUAAUUCUUUCAUAGUUGGUUCAAUAACUUACUUAAGAAAGAUGGGGGAAGUGCUUUUCACCUUGCACACCACCCAGGUCAGAGUGUAUGUUCCCAUUUCUAUAAUGGGUGUCAUCAUGAUGAAGCUCCCAAAAUUAGGAAGCACUUGAAGCAACACCACAAAAUGUAGUCUCUGAGGCCAGACUAACACAGGUUCAAGAGUCCAUUUCCCAUUUCCAGGUUCUAGUUCAUGAGUCUGGAGAAGAUGCAACCACCAUCUUCCUUCUUAGAGUCACAAGAGAUCCCCAGUCAGGAGGAGAAACACCCUGAGGCCACCCAGUCUGUCCUUUCUUUUCCUUAAGUCCUAAGUGUUUAAGUUUUCAUGUAUGUUUAUUAAUACAUAUCUCACAUGCCAUAAAAUUCAAUUUAUGGUGUACAAUUAAGUGGGGUUUGGUAUAUUGAUUAUCCAAGUUCAUAAUAUUUUCAUAAACAAUACUAGCUACCCAUGGCCAGUUGCCCCACACACCCUCUACAUCUAUUAACCUAUUUUUCUGUCUUUCUGAGUUCUCUGUUAUGGACAAUUCAUAAAAAUGAAUUAUGUUAUCUGAAGUCUUUGUGACUCAUUUUGUUCAGCUAGGUAUAACAUUUUCAAAGUUUAUCUCGGUAUUACAACAUGUGAUUUUCCUGCACUCCUUUACAUGGCUGAAUAAUAUUUCAUUAUACAGAUAUAUAAUAUGGUGUUUGUUUACUCAUCUGUUAAUAGACAUUUGGCUUCUUUCCACUUUGUGACUGUUGUUAAUACUACUCAGUGAAUAUUCAUGUACAAGUUCAAGGGAUGGCCUAUUUUCAUUGUUUAAUUUUUAUUACCUUUAUUUAUUUAUUGAAUGCAAACAGUCAGAAAUUGAGAACAAAGGGGAAGAAAGAGAGGAAGAGAAAUGGAGAGACACCUGCAGCACUGCUCCACAACUCACAAAGCUUUCCCCCAGGUGGGUGGGGACUAGGGGCUCAAACCCAAGUCUUUGCAUAUUGUAACAUGUGUACCACCAGUGGGCCCCCUGACAUAUUUUCCUUUUCCUUAGGUAUAUAAGCCUGCAAUAUAUAUUAGGUAUAUAUAUAUAUUAGGUAUAUUUGCUACAUCAAAUGUUUGACUUCUUGAGAAACUGCUAGUGUUUUUCAAAGUGACUACCCAUAUUCUCCCCAACAAUGUAUGAGAAGUCUGGUUUCUCUGCACCCUCAAAAGCACUCAUUAUAUUUUUGAAUGUUGUCAUCUACUCAUCAGACUUUUAAUGUCUUGCUAUGACUGAUCAUGUGGAGCCUUUUUAAAUUUUUUUUUUACUUAUAAAAAGGAAACACUGGCAUAAGAAUGGUACAACUCCACACAAUUCCCACCACCAGAACUUCAUAUUGAAUUCCCUCCCCUGAUAGCUUUCCUAUUCUUUAUCCCUCUGGAAGUAUGGAUCCAGGGUCAUUGUGGGAUGCAGAAGGUGGGAGGUCUGACUUCUGUAAUUACUUCCCCGCUGAACCUGUGUUGACAGGUCAAUUAAUACUCCCAGCCUGUCUCUCUUUUUCCCUAGUGGGGCUUUUGAUCAUUGUCUAAUCUUAUUUUGAUAAGUGUAUAUGUGAAUGCUUUGGCAGGUUUAUUUUUUAUUGACUCGCCUGACUUUUUAUUUUUAGUUGUAGUAUGAUGCCCUUGCCUUCUAUGAAAUUUGCAAAUAAUUUCCUCCCAUUAUAUGGGCUAACUUUUUCAUUUCUUGAUUACUUCUUUUGAAGCAUAAAUAUUCUUUGUUGUUGAAGUAUAAUUUAUCUUAUUGCUUAUUCUCGUAAUCAAAUCUCAGAGGCGUUUGUCAAGUCAACCAUGCUAGACACUGACUGCAGAAUUCGUAUUCAUCUUAAAGGUGAAAUUGUUCACUCUUUGCCAACUUUCCCCUUUUUCUCUCUCACUCCUCAGCCCAUGGAGACUACUUUUUUUACUCCUUUCACUCUCUGUUCACAUGUUCAACUUAAAAAAAAAAGAACUAUGUAUAAGUAAGAGUGCACAGUUUGUUUGUUUGUUUGUUUGUUUGUUUUUAGAUAGUGCCAUACAGAGAGAAGAUAAAAUAGACUAAAGCACCAAAGUUUCCUUCCAUGAGGUAAAGACUCAAACCUGAGUCAGGCACAUGGCAAAGCAGCAUAGUAUCCAAGUGAACUAUUUUCUCAGUCAGUUUUUGUUUCUCUUACUUAUUCUCCUCAGUAUAGUGUCCACAAAGUCUAUCUAUGUUAUCUCCGAUAGCAGGACUUCUUUCUUUUAACAUAUUACACACACACACACACACACACACACACACACACACACACCACACACGAAAUACAUGUCACAUUGUCUCUAUUCAUCCGUGGACAAGCACUUAGGUUUUUUUCUAUUUCUUAGCAGAACAGAAGCUUCCUCCAGUACAGUGGAGGCCAGGAUCUAACCUGGACUGUACUCAUGAUAAAGUUUGUACAAUAUCCAGGUGAGAUAUGUUAUCAACCCCUUAGUUUUGCUUUUAAUACCAAAUUCAAGAAAAAUCAUUACAAAGACCAAUGUGAAUAGGUCCAUACAUUUUCUUCUUGAAAUUUUAUGCUUUCAGUGUUUGUUGUUUAAGUGUUUAAUCUAUUGGAGUUAAUAGUUUAAGAUACCAGUCCUAUUUUCUUAGUUAUUACAGAACUACUUAUUUAAAAAAUGAUAAUUUCUUUGUUGUAUAUUGUUGAAUUCUUUGUUAAAAAUAAAUUAAUUAUGUGUGCA